Pelodiscus sinensis (Chinese soft-shelled turtle) is the source of this 831-nucleotide messenger RNA. Lineage: Eukaryota; Metazoa; Chordata; Testudines; Trionychidae. The record is from RefSeq and is a predicted model, not a curated record.
ACCAUUCGGGACAGCAUGCUGUGCACAGCAAUCUGUACAACUGAAGCAAAUAAACAGUGUAAACAACUUCUGGAUUGGCACUGGUUUCCUGAGAAAAUGGAGUGCUUGCCUCAAGGAAAAUGGACACUUGUGAGAUGGAUAAUCAAUUGUUUAUAUAUAAAAGCUGAAAUUGUUGUUGAGUCUGUUACUGAUCUUCCUGUGAAACCUGAUGGUGGACCUUUAUUUACAAGACUACGUAAUCCAAGUACAGGGGAAGCUGCCCUCUACUUAUUCAAUAGCAGUGUACAGCAGCUGUUUGAAGUGAAAGCUUUUCAUGAAGAAUAUCGUUCUUGGUUUAUAGGUCAAGCUGUUCAACGUGAUGGACGUCUGUUGUUUGCAACACCAAUGGAUCCUUUAUUUCUGGUGCUUUUUUACCUCAUAAAGGCAGAGAAAGAGCAAGGAAAGUUCCAACCACUGGAUCAAAUUGUGGUAGAUUCAGAAUUUUCUAGCUGUAUGCUGUUGCUACAGUGUGCAAGAGUUAUGGACUCACUACAUCAUGUAGUAGAAGAAAAAGAAAUUGGCAAUAAGAAAUUUUAUAAAUACAGCCAAGAGAAGACAUUGAUGUGGUUAAAAAAGAAGGUCAACCAGACAGUGAAAGUACUUAAAAGCAGCAAUGUAUGUGUAGGUGGAAAGGUGCAAUCAGCCACAUUUAUCAGCCGCAAACAAAUAACUGAUGUUGAAGAAGGUAAGAAAACCAAGUAUAAUUUUAAUGAAAUACAUCUUUUUGAAAUAAGAUACUUGCAGUUUAGAUGUUCAGUUACAAUCUUAACAGUUUAAAUGGUUUGUAAACAC